ACUCUCCGCAGCUCUCUUCAGUACGCCAGGAUUCUUCUUCCCCUCUUCAUCAUGUCUUGUGCUUUAUCUAAACUCAGGUCUGGAUUAGAGACAUGAUCAGAUCCGGACUGGGCAGAUCCCAAUCAUCAUCAUGCGCACAUUUCUUGGGAUGUGAUAUCUGGAUAAUCACUAACUGACAGGAAAAGGAUUCAGUGCAAUGGAGAAGAGUGAGUCUGGUGGAUUGUGUACGGAGAAGCAGGCUGUGAGGAGAAAGAUCCGAACCUCAUUAUACAGUAGAUAAAAACACUGAGGUGGCGAUCAGAGCGACGUGAUGUCUGAUAACUCGUCCCUGCUGCGCGUGUCUAACGCAUCUCUGCUGCCUCCGCUGGUGGACUGGACUCCGCCCACCUUCACCCCUGCGGCUCAGGCUCGAGUGGCGGCCACCAUGGUCCUCUUCGUCUUCGCCGCCAUCAGUAACCUGGCGCUCCUCAUCAGCGUGUCGCGUGGCCGUGGCCGGCGUCUGGCGUCUCAUCUGCGUCCGCUCAUCCUCAGCCUGGCGUCAGCCGACCUGAUGAUGACGUUUGUGGUGAUGCCGCUGGACAUGGUGUGGAACGUGACGGUGCAGUGGUACGCCGGCGACGGACUCUGUAAGCUGCUGUGCUUUCUGAAGCUCUUCGCUAUGCAAACCUCCGCCUUCAUCCUGGUGGUCAUCAGUCUGGACCGCCAUCACGCCAUCCUGCGGCCGCUGGACUCACUCAAUGCCCACCGCAGGAACAGGAGGAUGCUACUGACGGCCUGGAUCCUCAGCGCACUGAUCGCAUCGCCACAGCUGUUCAUCUUCCGGACGGUCAAAGCGGAGAGCGAGGACUUCACUCAGUGCGUCACGCACGGCAGUUUCCACGAGCGCUGGCAGGAGACGGCGUACAACAUGUUUCAUUUCGUGACGCUGUACGUGAUUCCCCUGCUGGUCAUGAGCUGCUGUUACACCUGCAUCCUCAUCGAGAUCAACCGACAGCUGCACAAGAGCCAAGAGGGCGAGUCUCUCCGACGCAGCGGCACAGACAUGAUCCCGAAGGCCAGGAUGAAGACGCUGAAGAUGACCGUCAUCAUCGUCAUGUCGUUCGUGGUCUGCUGGACGCCCUACUACCUGCUGGGCAUCUGGUACUGGUUCCAGCCGGACAUGGUAAAGGUCACGCCCGAGUACAUCCAUCACCUGCUGUUCGUCUUUGGGAACCUGAACACCUGCUGUGACCCGGUGAUCUACGGCCUGUUCACGCCCUCCUUCCGCGCCGACCUCGCCCGCUGCUGCCGCUGCCGCCCGCCCGCAGACUCGCCCCGCUCUCUGGACCGGCUCUCAGCCCGACACGAGUCCGACCCGCCGAAGGCCACGUAAACUACAUCUUUACUAAACUUGGCAUGAAAGGAUAGUUGCGCUGGUCUUUUCUUCUCUAUUGUGCCGUAUAUCCGAGUGAAACGCUUCGCAAACAAGAACAAAUGUAGGGCGGGGCUUGAUUUUGACAGUUUGCCCCACCCUCGUCAUCAGAGAAGAGAAGCUGCAAGAGGGAGAAGUUAUUCUGAUUCAAGAUUAAACAUGAGUUUAACACAAUAAUGAUGUAAAUCAUUUAUAAUAAAUCAAUGUUGACUGCGAUGGAGCGACUCUAUCAGAACACACUUCUUCUGAGCGCUUCAUAACAAACCUUCGAUCUCUGACCCGGCGCCGCAGGUUUCAUAAAGAACUCUAAUGAAAAGAGCUCAGAGCAGAUUUGCAGUUUUAGAAUAACUUCACAGAUUUCACAGCGUGGAUUUGUUAUUAAAGAGUCAGCUGGACGCGCUGAAACGUGUCAAAAACGUUCUGUUCAUGUUCAGACUGGUGAUCUGUGUCCGUUUGUGUUCAGUUUGACCGUAAUUAUUGUUUGCAGUAAAACUCUGUUUAGGCAUUUUGCAUGAAGACCUUGAUCCACUUUGCAGCUCAUUCUGACCCAGAAUCACAAAAAGUGCUGUUGAUCCUCAGUCUUGUUUUCCAGCACAAACAUCUAAACAUUCUUAAAUCAAGAUACAUUUGCUGGAGAAGAGAAAUGACUGAAGAUAUUCAGUUUUGUAUUCUGAAAAAUGAGUUUGUGCUUAAAAUGAGAACAAAUAUCUGCCAGUGGGGUCAGAAAAAUAAUUGUAAUUCAAGGGAAAACGAUGAUUUUUCUUAAUUUUCUCAAAAAGCAAGUCUUCUGCAUGACAUGCACAUUUAGUUUACUGUGUUUAAUGGCUCGUUCAUGUUCAUAUUCUCACAACAUUGCAUUGCUAGAAUUAAUAUCAGCCAACUGGCGAUUGACAACAUUUCAUAUAUUCACCAACACCGAUUUUUACUCAGAUUUGGCGCUUGGCGAGUGUUAAUUUUAGGCCCUGAGAUCUAUCUAUCUAGUCUGGAGUACAUGAGGGAAAGAGGCGUGAGAUCCGCUGCUCCUCUCUGAAGGGAAGGAGAAUCAUGUUUAAUGGAUUGAGUAGUUAAAGUGACUGACUAAGAGCUUCUGAGAUCUCAAGAGAGCCAGUGACGUUCUUCAGAUCAUCGCUGCAGUGCGUCAGAGAUCCAGGUGAAACGCUGCGACAUUUCAGAGAAACGCAGAGGAACUACACUGCAAAAAA
Messenger RNA from Ctenopharyngodon idella (grass carp), 2613 nucleotides. RefSeq names its product gonadotropin releasing hormone receptor 3 (gene gnrhr3). Gene Ontology annotation, biological process: G protein-coupled receptor signaling pathway. Gene Ontology annotation, cellular component: membrane. The coding region runs from base 311 to 1372 and encodes 353 amino acids. Gene Ontology annotation, molecular function: peptide binding; gonadotropin-releasing hormone receptor activity. Lineage: Eukaryota; Metazoa; Chordata; Actinopteri; Cypriniformes; Xenocyprididae. The record is from RefSeq and is a predicted model, not a curated record. The transcript has 4 exons.